AUGACCCAGCUGGGCCCAGGGCUGGGUUCCACCGAUCAUCUUACUUCCAGUAAUGUAGAGUCUAUGGAAUACGGAUUUGUUGUUUAUGAUAACCCCAACCACGUUACAGUAUCGAGCUCUACCAGUGUAUAUAGAAGACCUCGAUCUAAAUUUUGUAUUGGACUCAUCACAUUUGGUAUUGUUAUCGUUAUAACUUCAGUUGCUUUGGGAUUUAUCAUACAUUAUGCAGUCAAUUCAGAUCGUCAAGUAUCACCAAGUAGUUCAACCUCUAAUGUUCAAUCACAUGAUUAUAAAGCAACUAAAGAAAUCAAACAGGUUGAUUUUGAAGGAAGAAUACGAAUAACAAGUUUAAAAUGGAUGCCUGAUUUAGGAAACCAUGCUAAGGAACUUUACCGAGUUGUGACUAAUCAUAUUCAAAAGGAGUUGAAUCACGUAUUUGAAAUAGGUCCACUAGUAGAAAGAUAUAACCGUACGGUUGUUGUUGAUCUUAGCCCUGGAAGUGUGAUAGUUGAUUUUAUUGUGGUUUUAAAUUCAAGGAGAGGUAUAGAAUCGGAUACUAUUAAGGCCAUGAUGUUACAAGGUUUAGAAAAAAGAAGUAAAUUCAUAAAGAAAUUAAAAUCCAACCAUAUGCCUGCUUCGAAGAUUGUCUUUGAUAAAAGAAGUUUAAAGAUAGCUGAUUCUCAUAAUCCGGAUAUAAAAUCAGAAACCAAGUAUAUUCCAAAACCAAAAAUACUUACAGAAAUACGACAACCUACUACGACUUCACAAGUACCACAUUCGACGACCUUCACCAAUGUUUCAUCAAUGACAAAGAAAUCCAAAAAUAAAGGCAAAAAAAAGAAGAAGAAGCCACCAACGACGACCACUAUUAUUCCUUCCACCACCAAAUUACAACAUGAGAUUACGCUUCCAAGCACAAAUAAAACUGAAUCAAGUACAACAGCAAAUCAACUAACUACAACGACUCUAUCCAUAACCACAAAGCCUUCUACCAGGAAACAAAAGAACACUGAUACAAAAACCACUGUGACUACUACACCAUCGAAAACAUUGCCGAAUACAGAACCCACUACAGUCUCAACAACACCUACAAUUAUAUCAAACAAAAGUCCAAAACCGACCACUACUACAAAAACGAAAGUGGAUAAUACUAAAGAACAACAGAAGCCUAAAAACCUAACCAAAAAAUCUAGUCCUAGUAAGAGCAUCAACGGUUCUCUGCAAAUUAAUCAUCAUCAUUAUGAUUAUAACGACAGCCGCGGUCUUACCCAUCAUCACAUACACCAAGGCAUCCAGAAUGCCUCCCAUCAGCAUAACAGUAGAAAUAGCUCAUCUAUUGUUCAUCUUAACAAUCAUUAUCAUAGUUUGGAUCACCCAAAACAUAAUCAUACCCAGAAUGGAAGUCAUAUUGAGGCUCACGAACAAAAUCAUGAACAUAGUCAUGAUCAGACGUUUUAUCACCAUCAUCAAAAUAAAACCCACAAUCUUAGCCACAUGGAAGACCAAAAAGGGUUCCACAAUUUUAGUGACCACGAUGGCCAUAAUCAUAGUACAAACAACACUCAACAUUUUCUUCAUAAAGAGGUCGACAGCCAUCAUCACCGCCCUGGCUCUAACAGUUCGCACUCUGAAGUGCAUCAUGAAAUCAAGCAUAAAGAUGGCAGUGGUCGUCCUGAACACGGAAAUGUGUCAUUUCAUCAUAUAAACAACCAAUCGGUAUUCUGGUCGACCAACGAAAACGAUCCUAAAUCAUUUCAUAACAAAUCAUAUGAUGGUCAUCUGACAGCAAUUGACGACCCUCCUGAUAGGAUCACUGACAUGAAUGACACAGAUGCUGAGGAGGUUCCUUUUCUGAAUUCUUUUAGUGCCACAGAUUUUGCAGCUGAUGGUCGUGAAACGGCAACUUUACCAAAUACAAUUAAAGAACAUGUUCCCCAACUGACAGACUUAGAACAAAGUGAUAAUCACAUUCCACCUCACGAACCCUAUUCCCAGAAUUCUAGGGACAAACUAGAAAAUUCGAUCCGAGAUUCGAGAGACCGAUCUAAAGCGAUGGAAUAUGACCGGAUCCUAGCUGGCAUGAAUAGGAAUACAGCGAGAAGUCAACACCACGAAAGCAACAUGGUAGAUCCCGAGGAGUUGGCUAAGGAAUCGCCCCCUGUGGAUGAGAGGUUUGACAAUUACUGGCCUCAUGGAAACAUGAAUCGUCCUUUCAACUUUCCCAAUCGAAUAAGUACUCCAAACCCUGUACUCCCACGAACCACCAAAGAAAUAAAAGAAAGUGCUAGUGCAAGUACCAAAACUUCAGUAGAUGAUCUUGAAACAGGAUCAGGAGAACUGACAGAAACCUUUGAAGAUCAUAUCACUCCUCCACCAACAACUACUUCUAAAGUUAUACCACAUAUACGAGAUAUUAAGCGACCGUCGUUCGACACAUCCGGAGAUCAUCAUUAUUUCGAUUCAACUCAGAGUGGAAACCCAUUUCCUAAUUCUAUAUUACCAAAUGAGAAUCAUGGUGAUACCGAAGACACCCCAGCCUUGGUGCCAAACUCUGAGAAAAUCGACUUCUCCAGACACCACAGAGAGGAGGUUCAGGAAGAACAUAUUGAACAUGGUGAAAUGGAAGAACCAUUGUUCAAUCUACAUCAUUUAGAAUAUGCAAGUACAAGACAACCAGGCAAAGAUUAUUUUGACCACCCGUCGCAUUUCCAUGAUCAGCCACACGAUCUAAUUGAAAAUGACUUAAAUAUCACCUCCAGUGAAGAAGACAUCAUUCCAGACCUUCUUGCUAAUCAUUUAGGCCAAAGACAACUUAACGAGGACUUUGAAUCGAUGCUUUUACACAAAAACAAAACUGAUAUAUUAGUACAUCCGUUACCUAUAUCGGCAGCGGCAGGGGCUGAUUUUCCAAUGAACACCAAAGGUGACAUUCCCGCUUCUGAGCAGUAUCACAAAAAGAAUGGUCAAUCAAAGAAAGGUCAAGGAAUCAGGGAAACUCGCGACAGAAAAGAUGAUUCUGUACCAGACUUUAUUGGACAUCCAGUAGGUGGUAUGGCUCAUCUCGGACCAUCAAAUUUUAUGCCAUUUCCACCUGCAGCCGGUACUGCCUCAGGCAAAGAAGACCUAAAUGAAGAGAACGCAUUGGAUAUGGAUUAUGAUUCAAAUCUUGGUCCCUCAAACUUUAUGCCUCUGCCGCCACAAUCAUCAUUACCUAAAGAUCACAAAGCUAUAUUACCUCACGGUGUAACUCCUCCAAAAGUGCACGUCCCGAAGGAUGGCGAGGGUGUACUGACACCACCGCCAUUGAUCCAUAAACCGGGAAUCAUAACUCAUGUUCUCAAUAAAAAUAAAAAGAAGGUGAAUAAAGACAAAGAGGAACAUGCUCAUUCCAAGGCACAUGUGUCUUUCUAUCCAAAAAAUAAAUCGACGCGCAGAUCCAACAAUGAAUUGGACUCAUCAAAGGAAAAAACCCGGUUGAAUUUAGAAGGCGACAAGUCGCACAAAGAGUCCGAUGGGACUAAACUAGAAUCUCAGAAUAAAACCAAAGGACAUUCAAUGGAUUCUCGUGAAAAUUCUGUUGAAUCAAAUGGCGCGAACAGAAUAGACUCUAAACAGUUGGCACCAGUGACUACACCAUCUGAUAUAGUGGCAUUAUUGAAUUCAACUAGCCACUAUACAAGAGCUAACCUUCUUGAUGACAUGGAGCCAAAUGCAACAAAUGACUUUGGAAACCUCACCGAGACCAAUGAGGAAUACACACAUGAGAUUCAGAACACAAACAAGACUCUGAUACAACGGCCUUGGCAGACUGAGUUGAAUAAAACUCUAUCCAAUGGAGUGAAUGAAACCCAAUCUACAAUCGGUAAGCAUAAUGAUUCAUUAGUUGUUAUAAGAGGAGCAUAA
Lottia gigantea (owl limpet) is the source of this 3903-nucleotide messenger RNA. RefSeq lists its product as hypothetical. The coding region runs from base 1 to 3903 and encodes 1300 amino acids. The record is from RefSeq and is a predicted model, not a curated record. The transcript is spliced from 7 exons. NCBI's taxonomy places the organism in Eukaryota, Metazoa, Mollusca, Gastropoda, Lottiidae.